AUGUAUAAGCCGACACUUUCAGAAAAAGUAGACGAUUCAAGACCGGACAUUUACCAACCCGUACCUCUCGAGCCAGACGUCAGUGUCACACCACCACUGGUUACAGACUUACCACACACAGAGAAAAAUGACCGUCAGAGAAUUCAGCAUGCGCGUCUGGGGAUAAAAGAUGUCUUUGCCAAAUUGUGGCUGUGGGAGAUUGUCUCAUGCAUCUUCAGUUUAGUCUGCUUGGCUGCGAUCGUAAUCGUUCUCAAGUACGAAGACGGGAGACAAUUGGACCAGUGGAGCCUGGAAAUCUCACCAACUGCCGUAAUUUCGUUUUUGGCUACGCUCGCAAAGGCAUCAUUCAUGCUGGCAAUCACUGAGAUCCUAGGCCAACUCAAAUGGCUUCAUUUCAAUGGCCAGCCCAGGCGUCUCGCCGAUCUCAGUGUCUUUGACAGAGCGAGCCGGGGGCCCUGGGGCGGAUUUGUCUUGAUUCUACGCCAACAUAGACAUUCCCUUCUUGCUUGCUUUGCAGCGCUGAUAACCAUUGCGGGGCUGCUGAUGGAUCCAUUUGUGCAACUUGUUUUCAGCUUUCCUUCCCAGCUCGUGGAAGAUACAGGGCUGUUAUCAACAUUCAGUGCAGCUCGCAAUUACACGCCAUCCAACUACCGUGGCGUUCCGGGGUUUGCAUUGUUGGGAAACAUUGAUCCGGCAAUGAACGCAGCCAUCAUGCAGGGCAUAUACCUGGAUAGCAUUCAACCGAGCCUAACCUGCCCAUCCGGGAACUGCACAUGGACCGACAUUCACACACUUGGAGUCUGCUCGUCGUGCCAGGACAUCACGUCUAAACUAACCCGAAAUUGCACCAAUUCGCAGUUUGUCGAUUUCCUGGAGACCGUCAGUCCCGGCAUAUCUCAGUGUGACUUCAAAACACCACACAACCAGACUCUCAUGACUGUAUUUGCCACGGUUACCGGUGCACAGGGAAUAUUCGGCACACAGUGGAAUGCCAGCGCUUUAUUUACUAACGCGGAGGCGACUGACGCUCCAGCGACUCUCAUCAGCUUUGAAGCAGUUCAGGCACUGACAAUGCCCAAUUCAACCAGCGUCAAUGAUCUGAGAGAUCUGCCUGUAGCGGGAUGGUCCUGUACGCUUAGCCUCUGUGCAAAGACGUAUCCCUUUAUCAACGUCACGAAUGGUGUGAUAAAUGUGACAGCGCCCGAAGAAGACAGCCUGUUGUUUGCAAACACAGUCCCACCUUACUUAACUCUGUAUAGCAAUACUUCCAGUGCCGUGGGUAACUACUCAUUCCAAGAGGUCGACUUCGAGAACCUCAAUAGCUAUCUGUCAGUAUUAUUCUCCACUGGAUUUUUCAGUGAAGGCAUCAACACGAUAAAUACGAAUGCCUUGGUGUAUCUCGACAACGCGCCCGAGGCACCACCGGUGGGCUCACGUCUAGGCCUUGAAGUAGACAUAGACGCAGCUAUGAACAGACUGGCCUCUAGUAUGACGGAGCCUAUCCGAUCGAGUCAGAACAGCACGGCAAAUGCAGGCCAGACAUUGGUAGAAAAGACAUUUAUUCACGUCAGCUGGGGCUGGUUGGCGCUGCCUAUCGCCCUCGCCGUGCUGUCGUUUGUUCUAGUCAUUGCAGCUAUUGCCGUUACGCGGCAGAGCGGAGUGGAAGUGUGGAAAAACGAAGUACUGCCCUUGCUCUUUGCACAAAUGAGAGGCUUCGAGGCAGAGGAAAUCGAUAUCGGUGGCGCCAGUGGAAAUCGGAUUCUGGAGGAGCGAGGGUUACGGCUACGCGCAAACUUGAGCCAUCCAGAUGAGCUGGUAUUUGUCAAGGGUGAAUAA
Molecule: messenger RNA, 1836 nt
Organism: Trichoderma harzianum CBS 226.95
Lineage: Eukaryota; Fungi; Ascomycota; Sordariomycetes; Hypocreales; Hypocreaceae
Exons: 2
Coding region: 1-1836 (611 amino acids)
Source: RefSeq, a predicted model, not a curated record